AUGAGUAUGCUUGAGGGGAGUCCGAAUCAGUUUGGGGGGUUUGUGGUUAAUCCGGGGGCGCUGCCGGAGGAUGCGGGGCGGUUCAGGCGGCGGCUGGCAGAUGCGAUGGAUGACUGGGCGGAUGUGGGUUAUAAGGUGGCGUGGCUGGAGGUGCCGCUUGCGAGCGCCGGGCUUGUGCCUGCGGCUGCUGAGGCGGGGUUUCGGUAUCAUCACGCGGAUGAGGAUUAUGUGAUGAUGACGCUGCAGAUCGAGGAGGGGGCGUAUAUUCCGCCGCACGCGACGCAUUAUAUCGGAGCGGGUGGCGUGGUGAUCAGCGAGGACCGGCAGUUGCUGGUGGUGUCGGAGCGGCAUCAGAUUCGGCCUCGGAGCGGGCCUUCGUACAAGCUGCCGGGUGGCGCGCUGACGCAGGGGGAGCAUCUGGCGGACGGCGUGGUGCGCGAGGUGCUGGAGGAGACGGGCGUGCGGACUCGGUUCGAGGCGGUGGUGUGCUUGCGGCACUGGCACGGGUACCGGUAUGGGAAGUCGGACAUCUACUUUGUGUGCAGGCUGUCGCCUCUGAGUCGUGAGAUUACGAUGCAGGAGGAGGAGCUGGAGGCGGCGCUGUGGAUGCCGGUGGACGAGUACCUGGGCGCGGAUACGGUGCAUAAUUUCAAUAAGACUAUCGUGUCGGCUGCGCUGAACUCUGAGGGGGUUAAGCCGGGGUUCAUCGAGGGGUAUGGGGACCGGCAUCAGUUUGAGUUCUUCUUGCCGACGGGACUUGCGCCGCAGGGUGUGGAGUAUGAGGAGACGCCGUGA
Messenger RNA from Geodia barretti, 795 nucleotides. The record is from the annotation of a GenBank genome assembly. Lineage: Eukaryota; Metazoa; Porifera; Demospongiae; Tetractinellida; Geodiidae.